AUGACGGUUUCAGAAAAACGUCUAGAAUGGAAAGUAGGUCUACAGAAUCCGACGGAGAAGUUUCUGACCGCUGAGCCCUACGGGAAUCAGGUCAAUGUAUCUGGGACAUCAUUGAAAGGAAAACAGAUAUGGGUUCUCGAGCUGAACAAGGACGAAACUGUGUACAUUCGGAGUCACCUCCGACGUUACCUAGAAGCAGAUAAGUUCGGAAAUGUGGCCUGCUCGAGUGAAAGUCAUGGAGAGGAUGGGAAAUUUCAGAUAGAGUACGCCACCGACGGAACUGGAAGGUGGAGCUUUAAACACACAAAAUAUGGUUACUACCUGGGUGGGACAGAACAGGACAUCCAUUGCUUAGCAAAGGGAGCCUCUGACGAGGAACUCUCACUCUGGUACGUCCCAAUGGCAAUGCAUCCGCAAAUAACCUUCUUUAACAUAAACCGGAAGCGAUACGUGAAACUUGAAAAUGAUGAAUUACAGUGUACUCAGCUGACGCCUUGGGGACCGGAAGCUCUCAUAACCCUUGAAUUCAAAUGCGGAAAAUAUGCAUUUAAAACAGCUGACUCCCGUUAUCUCACCCAUACGGGCCAUUUGACGGAUGAACAUGGCAAGAAUACGAAAUUCUCUCUAGAGUUAAAGCUCAGCAGUGACUCGGAUUUGGCAGGACUUGCAUUUAAAGAUUGCGAGGGGAAAUAUUUGACAGCGUAUGCAGGUUCGGGUGUCCUUAAAACCAGAAAUAAGACUGUCAGUCGAGACGAGUUGUUUUUCCUCGUUGAAAGCCACCUUCAAGUUAUUUUUGUAUCUAGCAACGGCAAGCAAGCGUCUAUCCGACAAGGAUUAGAGGUGUUGUCUUCCCAGACGGAGACUGGCGACAAGGAGAUAUUCCAGAUCGAGUACAUGAAGAAAACUAAGAAAUGGUUGGUAUACACCGCUAAUGGCAAAUACUGGCGGCUAGAUGACAAUGAAUCUAUCAUUGCUGAUGCCAAAUCUGCUAACGAGAAUUGUCAGUUCGACAUCGUUUGGCAGAAGGAUGGAACUGCCGUGAUCAAGGCCAGUAAUCAGAAAUAUUUACGUCACCGAGGGACGGGAGCUCUCAUCGCCGCCAGUGAAGUCACAGGAGAAAAGGAAAUGUUCAUGAUCAGGGUUGUAAACCGACCAAUUCUAGUGUUGAAAGGAGAAAGUGGCUACCUGUCCAUGAUCACUUCCGGUUCUAGGAAAGCAAAGUACGAUUGCAACAAGUCAACUUACGACGUGUUGCAGCUUGAGCAAGGGCCGGGCGGAGGGUACUUCGUGAAGGGCGAGAACGGCAAAUACUGGUCGAUUGGUCCCGAUAACUCGAUCCAGGCGGAUGGGACCACACCAACUCCCUUUACGUUUGAAUUUAAUGGUAAUUCUGAGCUAAUGAUACGAGCUCCAAACGGCAUGUAUCUGAAGGGAGAGAAGAGUGGGGGAUUUGCCGCUAAUUCCCCAGAACCGACGAAAAGCUGCGUUCUAAGAUUUUAA
This is a messenger RNA of Ylistrum balloti, 1500 nucleotides long. Its product is annotated as fascin-like. Gene Ontology annotation, molecular function: protein-macromolecule adaptor activity; actin filament binding. NCBI's taxonomy places the organism in Eukaryota, Metazoa, Mollusca, Bivalvia, Pectinida, Pectinidae. Gene Ontology annotation, cellular component: cytoplasm; actin cytoskeleton. The record is from RefSeq and is a predicted model, not a curated record. The transcript is spliced from 2 exons. The coding region runs from base 1 to 1500 and encodes 499 amino acids. Gene Ontology annotation, biological process: establishment or maintenance of cell polarity; actin filament bundle assembly; cell migration.